Molecule: messenger RNA, 1501 nt
Organism: Prunus mume (Japanese apricot)
Lineage: Eukaryota; Viridiplantae; Streptophyta; Magnoliopsida; Rosales; Rosaceae
Source: RefSeq, a predicted model, not a curated record
AGAUAUGGGUGAGCUUUUAGGUGUUGGGGUAAAUGAUGUUCGCAUGGUAGGUAUAUGGGGGAUUAGGGGAAUAGGUAAGACAACAAUUGCCAAAGCAGUUUAUAAUUCAAUUGCCCAUCAGUUUGAAGGCAGUUGUUUUCUGGAAAAUGUUAGAGAAAACUCAGCGGCACCUAGAGGCCUGCUCCAACUACAGAAGACUAUUCUUUAUGAGAUUCUAGGGGGAAAAGAAUUGGAGGUGACAAGCGUUGAUAAAGGUAUCAAUGUAAUAAAGCAAAGGUUGAGUCAUAAAAAGGUUCUCUUAAUGUUUGAUGAUGUGGAUCAAUUGGACCAAUUAAACAAAUUAGUUGGAAGGUCUGAUUGGCUUGGUUUGGGUAGUAGAAUUAUCAUAACAACAAGACAUAAGCAUUUGCUAACGUCUCAUCAAGUUGACUUAAUGUAUGAGGUCAAGGAACUAGAUACUUAUGAAGCUUCUGAGCUCUUCAGCUAUCAUGCCUUCCCGGAAAAAGGACUUCCAGAUGAUUAUAAGAACCUUGCAGUAAGUCUAGUAGAUUAUGCUAAGGGGAUCCCAUUAGCUCUCACGGUUACUGGUUCGCUUCUAUGUGGUAGAAGUGUAGAUGAGUGGCAAGCUGUAUUGGAUUGUUACAGAAGAGCUCCUGCCCUGGAUACUGAUGAAAUCCUCAAAAUAACCAAAUAUGCUCUAGAACAUCCGGAAGUAUCCAUGGAAACUGCCCCCGUGAGGAUUGAAGAAGAACAUGUUCAAAUGCAUGACUUGCAAGAAGAAAUGCAUAUAGAAACUGCUCGACAGGAUGUUCGUGAGGAUGUUAACAUUGGAACAAUUGGAAUUCAACGCCAAGAAAGUUUGCCUGAGCAACCAGAUGAGAUACGGUCUAGUGCUAAAAGCUUCGUAAGUAAGGUAUUUUCAGCGGAGUGGAUGUUUUUAAUCGUUAGCCUGAUGCUAGAGAUCUUUUCAGCUAUAUGUGAUCAGCUUUCCUCCCCAAGAAAGCCCCUCUAUGCACUCUUUGGUAUGGGGCUGGCUAUUAUGGCUCUAGCCACUUGCAUCUGGGAAUUCAUUCACAAAGGCAGAAGAGGAAAUGUUCAAUUUGGCAAGUGCGGAAUAUUGCUGUGGUGGUUUUAUUGUCCAAGUUCAGGCACCCUUUUUGGUACUUUCCCUGAGAUUUGUGGAUUAAUUUAUGCAAUCACUCAGUGGGCUUCCUCCAUGGUUCAGUUUGUGUGCGUGCUUCGGCAUAAGGACAAUCCUUUCAAAGUAAACAUUUUGCCUGCCCUUUUUCUACUGUGUUUGGUUGUUUCAAAAUUAAUUCGGAAUGCAAGGGGCAGAACAAGAGAGGAGACCAGUGAGAUGGAAUUGGAAUCCAUUGCUGUUGACUCUUGAGCUAGACUACGAACUUGUAAUGUCUUUGUAACUUUGCAGCUUAGAAGAUUGCUUUUGUCAUGCCCAGCAAAAUUUUGACAUGCAUGCAGUUUAGCCAAAAAAUAAAAUAUA